CAUCGACCACUAUGAGCAGGUACCACGAUCCCGCCGAGUCGGCGCAGCCCUACAGGGACCCCACGCCUCUCCCGGCCAAUGUCCCGAAGGUUCCCGAGCUCGGUGCGACUAGUGCGCCCCUCAAGAGUGCUGCCUUCUUCCUUGGGACGUACUGCAAGGACUACAAUGAGGAUUUCAUGCUCUGCAAGGGAGAGAAUCGCGACCCUGAACACUGUCUGAAGGAGGGCCGGCGGGUGACGCGGUGUGCAAUUGACCUGAUCACCAAGAUGCGGGAGAGCUGCAGCCAGGAGUUCGAGCAGCACUGGAGUUGCUUGGAGAAGAGUAACCAGGAGUACUAUCCUUGCCGCAAACCAGAGCGCACUCUGAACAAGUGUAUGUUCGAGAAAUUCGGCCUGGCAAAGGUCAUUCCCGGCAGCCCUGAGGGCAAGACGCCUAUACAUGAAGUCCAGAAGCCAGUGUUCACCGGCGUACAGAAGUAGAAAGCCUAUUGCCUUGUUUUCCCGAUGCUGUCUCACCUCGUCUCGUAACCUGAAUGCUUUCGAAAAUGACGGUUAUAUGCACUAUUUAUCACCGCGGCGGUGCUCAACCGUGCACUUCCUCAGUCUGUCCUCAUAAGCGACGGAUGCAAUGGCGUGAGCAGGAGGAAAACGUCGACAGCUACAGCAGUACAUUAAGCAAGCAAUCCUGGAGAUCGAGGUGUGCGGAGCAUCUGCCUGUUCGGCCAGUCAUGGAGAUCGUGGUAUCAAUGUCCAUGUCUCCAUC
Molecule: messenger RNA, 762 nt
Organism: Postia placenta MAD-698-R-SB12
Lineage: Eukaryota; Fungi; Basidiomycota; Agaricomycetes; Polyporales; Adustoporiaceae
Exons: 5
Coding region: 12-479 (155 amino acids)
Biological process (GO): mitochondrial electron transport, NADH to ubiquinone
Source: RefSeq, a predicted model, not a curated record